Messenger RNA from Metschnikowia bicuspidata var. bicuspidata NRRL YB-4993, 759 nucleotides. RefSeq lists its product as uncharacterized. The transcript has a single exon. Bases 103 to 420 code for a protein of 105 amino acids. NCBI's taxonomy places the organism in Eukaryota, Fungi, Ascomycota, Pichiomycetes, Serinales, Metschnikowiaceae. The record is from RefSeq and is a predicted model, not a curated record.
CAAACAUUUGACACUACCUUUGUGACAUAAACAAAAUAAUUAUCUUGGGUUUUACUUUUUGAAAAAUUUUGAAACCGAAAGCAUCCUACCAUCAGAUCUAGUAUGAAAUUGAACCGUACAGCUGUCGUGGUUUUGUCUGUUGUUCUCCACCUGGUCCUGGCCAUGGCCACUAAAAAACAUACAUUAAAAAUCAACCACAAUCUAGCCAUAACAAACGAAGAUUUUGUAGAUUGGGGGGAGCUGACAAUUUCUGAUGGAGCAUAUUUUGCAAUUGUGGACAGUAGACUUGUAUCAUUUGAUGGCUCUUUUGUCAACAAUGGCAGGUUCUACGUGAAAAACACGGGAAUAUCAGAUGUUGUGGUGAAAUUAAAGGUGAUGAAUUUCGAAAUACCGGAAAUUUCAUCCUCAACUCCUUACUGAGCAACAAGGCUUCUGAAUUUUCAAUUCAAACAUACAAAAAAUUCUUGAACACUGGCAAUAUGUUUUUUGGCGGUUCUUUGGCUAGGGAUGGAACAAAACCUUUCAUUAUUGAUUUCAAAAACGAAUGGCAUAACACCGGCAUGAUAGUUUUUCGAAGAAAUUACGGAAAAGUUCCAUUGUAUAUCAACGGUUUCACGGACGGUACACCAGUCAUCAAAAAUUCCGGAUCCAUUUGUUUGUACAGCACCACUUGGGAUGUACAGACAACAAUUGAGGGAAAUGGUUGCAUUAGUGUGGGCUAUGACUCUAUUCUACAUGUGGAACUAAGACAGAACCGGG